Candidozyma haemuli is the source of this 4779-nucleotide messenger RNA. RefSeq names its product SNARE-binding exocyst subunit (gene SEC6). The coding region runs from base 1 to 4779 and encodes 1592 amino acids. NCBI's taxonomy places the organism in Eukaryota, Fungi, Ascomycota, Pichiomycetes, Serinales, Metschnikowiaceae. The transcript has 4 exons. The record is from RefSeq and is a predicted model, not a curated record. Gene Ontology annotation, biological process: cytoplasmic stress granule assembly; exocytosis. Gene Ontology annotation, molecular function: RNA binding. Gene Ontology annotation, cellular component: exocyst; cytoplasmic stress granule.
AUGAAGGGUCAAAACACUCGCCAACAUAAAUCCAGUGGUUCCGGCUCGAACACGAACUCACCUGGUCCGGGAUCAUUCCAAAAUGGUCACAGGCGUUCCAAUUCCCGUUACAAUGGCAAUUCCAAGGAGAACCCACAGACUGCCUCCCUGCAAACAGACCACAAUGCUGCUAACAACAGAUUAGUGGACCUUCUUGCCAAGUCUUUGGGUAAAAUAACAAUUGCCACUGUAUCUUCAGGUGCACGUUACCUGGGCUUAUUGCAGGCUGCUGAUGCUGAGUCCGUGGGCUCGAAUGCUCUCUCUGUCGUGUUGCACAAGCCAGUGUUGAUCUCCAAGGCCGUGCUUGACGAAAAGUCAAAUGCUGACAAUUCCUUGCCAGAGAAGUUGGUUAUCCAAGCGAAGGACUUGAUUGAUAUCGAGGUAAACACAGCUCCUAAGGCGGAAGUUGUUCUGGCUCCAAAAGAAGAAGAAGACCUUGAAAAGAGCACCGAAAAGGCCACUGAAAAGAGUACUGAAAAACCUUCAACGUCCGAUGUGCCCAAGAAAUCUGAUUCCCAGACCAAAAAGGCUAAGGAGAAAUCCCCAACUCCUCCAGCUCAAGCCCAACCACCUGCUGAAGCAAAGCCUGUGUCACCACCCGCUCCCCAGCCUCAGGCAGCUCCACAACCAGAAAUUUACAAGCCACCAAGAAGAGCAGAGUUCCGUACUGACAAGGAUAUUUCAUCUACUUACCAGGUUAGAGAAAGAGAGUUGCAGCGUUGGACCCCUGAUGAUGACUCUCUUGCUGUGUCAUUGGAGGAAACAACUGGGGGAAGUGGCGCUUGGGAUCAGUUUAAGGUGAAUGAAGAAAAAUUUGGUGUCGAAUCUUCAUACGAUGAACAUUUGUACACCACCAAGAUUAAUAAGGACACAAAGGACUAUAACGAAAGGUUGCAACGGGCACAAAGGCUCGCUAGGGAAAUUGAGGGACAGUCGACUACUGAUAAGCAUGUUCUAGAAGAAAGAGGUGUGGUUGUGGAUGAUAGCGGCUUGGAUGAAGAAGAUAAGUACUCGGGUGUUCAAAAAGAACAAUCGGACACAAGAGGCAAUGAACUCAUGGCUGCUUUAAGAAACAGCAUGAACGCAAGCCCUUCUUCACAAGAGAUCUCAUCUAAAGCUAACGCUUCUACACAACGUGGAGCUCACUACCAUGACGAUCCAGCGAUUGUCUCCAGUUCUGGCGCUCGUAAGCAUGCAUCUCAUGAGAGAAGUGAAAGUGGAAAGCCUACUAGUCAAACUCCUCAUGAGGUUGAUCAGUCUUCGAAGCCAAGUUCAAUACCUCCCAAGCCACCACUCCCAACAAAUGAGCUGUUCCGCUUGAAUGCACAAAGCGAAAUCAAUGCUUUACGGGAAUUUAGUGCAAAUUUCAAAGUUCCUCACAAAAUGCCUAACGAUCUUUUGCCAAUUUUGGCCAAGGAUAAGAUGAAGCAAGACGAGAUCCUCAAACGCCAGGAUUCUCCAAAAAAGAGUAAUGCAGAGCCUCGGAAGGAGGGAAACCGUUUCAAGUUGAAUCCUAAGGCCGCAGCCUUUACCCCUUCCUUUUCUCCAGCUGCUGCUCAGAAGCUGUCAAAUGCAUCGCCUAAUCCACCUAAGGCGCACUUCGGCUCGCCUCAAAAUCCAUCUCCUCGGAUACAUCACUCAAGACCCCAUAGCAACGCCUCUAGUUCUGCUCCGGGCAAGAGGCAUCACAAGGUUACGGCCGUUGAGUUCUUCGGCAGUCAAGAGAAGGUGCCGACUGAAAAGAGCCAAAAAGAAAAGAUUGCCAAAUUUAAGGAACUGUUCAAUUUGUUCAACACGGCAAAACUGAAGCAAGAAGACAAGUCCACCCCUGUCGUCUUAGAGAAGGCUUUCCAGACGCCGCCAACCUGGGAUUCUACCAUAGAGGAGAACUAUGAGGAGUACAUCAAGAAGCAGUCGGAAUCCGGAAGCAAGUCGCCACAAGUGCUCGUUCCUCCUGCUAUGCCAUUUAUGGCAUCGCCUAUGAUGGGAAUGCCUAAUGCCAGUCCCCAGAUGGCUCCCCCUGCAUUCCCCGGAACCCCAAAUCCAAAGUUCCCUCUUUCGCCAAUGCAAGGACAGCAUCCAAACAUGGCUGCACAAUUCCAGCAGCAGCAGCAGCAACAACAGCAGAUGGCAAUGAUGUACCAAAUGCAAGGUGGGGUUCCACCAGGAGCACAUCAACUAAUGUAUCCUCCACCGGAUCCUCAGUUUAUGCCGCCAGGAGGUUUCAUGAUGCCUGGAGGCUUUGUUGGCUCUCAGAGUCCCGUGGGUGAACAUGUGAUGAUGGGAAGUGGAAGUCCAUAUAUGGGCAAUGCUAGCAUGCAAGUCAUCAUGAGUGAAGCUGCAUUAUCUAGAGUCUCCAAUCUCCUAAGGGAUGAGAACGAUUUACAGAAAAUUGACGAGCUUCGGCCUACUCAAGACCAGAUCGAUUUUAUAUUCUCCAAUUUAGCCAGACUACAGCAAUCGGUUGAUAAACUUUCCCUUGUUAAAAGAAACAUUGAGAAGAUUGAUACGAUCUACGAUGAUUCUAUCACGAACGUUGCCGAGUACGAUACCCUCAAAAACAUUACAAAUGUUCACCAGACAAUGAUCCAAGUCCAGAACUUGUACACUGACAUUGCCAACUUCCGCAAAUUCUUAGACCAUAUUAGCAGCAUGAUUGAAUCUGAGUUGUCCAUCAUUUCUGAAGAUACCCUGUACCAGCUUGUGAACAUCUACAGGAUUCACUUCAAUGUAACCCAGGUAAGAAAUUUCGCCGAAUACAUGGAGACAGAGGCUGGUCACUUAUCCGAUGAUGUCCAGCUGAUUGUGCAAAAAUUGCUAUUCGAUGAGUUGCUUAAGGAAAUUUGUAUUAGUGCUACUGAAGCUGCAAAAGAGGGCAACUUAAACUUAGUCUUCAAAUUGAUAAAGAUCUUACAAUACGAAAACAAGGAAGACGUGAAGGCCACCUUACAAGAAAAAUUGGGUCUUAUAAGUAAGGAAGGCUUGAAGACCAUAAACUAUUCUGAGUAUCGAGUGAAACCCAGAAACUAUAUGAAGUUUUUCUACUCAAAGCUUGAAGAAAGUAUUAAAGACACAUUCAGUCGAUGUGUGGACCAUUUUGAUGACAAGAUGGAUGUUUAUGAUAGUCUUGGAUGGCUUCGAGAGGAAUUGGAAUUCACUGUUCAAACGUUCGGCCCCAUGUUUCCGGAAGCGUGGGCAGUCAGUGACUUCAUUGAAAAAUCGUACUAUAACCAUUUGCAUAAGUUCACAAUGGAUAUGAUUGCGACAAACCCACCAGCAGAAGACUUGAUGCGUAUCCUUGAUUAUGAUACCUACCACAGCGAUAUGAUGGUUGCGUUGCAUGGAGGUGACAAAUCGAAGAAGGAACUCAAGUCUAUAUUGGGUGAAGAUCUCAAGGCCUCCGUUCUUGGUGACUACAUGCGUGUUAUUGAUACUAAGAUGUAUGAAUGGAACGACACACUUAUGAAGAACGAGUCGACCUACUUCCUUCUGCGUACUAUGGAGCCGGACGUGGUACCUCAUCACCAGGUGAUUGAAGACCUCGAUCAGUUCGAUCACCCAUUUGUUCGGGAAGAGACAAAGGAUAUUUAUGUCUUGGCAGAUUACAAGACAUCCUUGCAAAUGUUGAAGGAUCAUGCCGAUGUUGCAGCAAAAUCUGGCUAUGGCCGUGUUUUGGUUGAAGUCAUCGAACACUGGUGUCAGUGCUACAAUGCCAGAAUUGAUAACUACAUGAAGCUCGUUGAUCAAGAGGUUGGUAAUUUUAUGGCGCUUUAUGGUAACGAUAAACUUUUGUUGAAGGAGAGCAAGAUGAAGCGUCUCUUUAGGUUCAAGGCUCACGAUGAAGAGUUGGACUUGGAAAAUAUGACUAACGAAGAAAAGACGGCUAUCUCCAAACCUGGUCUCGAAGAUUAUUUGACGGCUUUGGGUAACACAUAUGAGAUCAACUCUGACCGUUUACAAGACAAGUUCUUGCCAAACUACAUGAACAAAGUCCAUUCUCAGUACACUGAUCGUAUAGAGCAAGCGAUCAUGAGCACAAUUGGACCAAGUACUGAUCUUAAUGCUGUGGUUGUACGUGCCCAUGCCGACAUGAUUGUGAACGAUACAAUUCCAGUCUUAUGCAAGGUCUUUACAAAGGACUGGUACCUAGAUUCUGACUUCGAGACUGAGCAAGGCAAGAACAUUGCUCAGCUUAUAACUGCAUCCAUUACCGAAGAGGGUAUGCCUCCUAUUCAACAAUGGGGUACCUACGAUCUACACUUCAUUACAUUGACUGUGAUGCUAGACACAUUUAUUAAAGCAUACCUUCGCAUCGGUUACAACAACAUAUUACACGGGGAUGGCAAAAAGAUUGAUCCACAGGCUAGCAGACGUUAUAAAUCGUUUGCAGAAGCCGUUUCUCGAGAUGUCGGUGUCUUUUUCGAGGAAUUGGACAAGCAUUUCUCAAGAAAGGAUGCCAUGUUACUCGUCAAGAGUUUGUCGGCUAUCGAAUUCUUAGGCGACAUGGCCACGUUCGAACAUCCAUUUGAGGAGAUUCCAGCGUUCUGGGAGCAUGAAAUCUUACCCAACUUUACUGAUUGUUCUGUUGAAUAUGUCCGUGGAAUUUUGCUUUGCCGCAAGGAUAUUGAGACAAAGCGUAUUCCUCUGCUCAUAGAUGAGUUAUUGGAGAUUCAAAGCAGAUUCGAACCAACAGAGGAUAUGAUCCAAGUACAGACAUUGAGUCACUUCACAUAUGAGUGA